CUCACAGAGUGUGGUAGACUCUGACAAUCCUAAAGACUGGGCCAAAGAAAUCAAGCAUGUCCGUCAGAAAGAGAGAGGCGUGCGACUUUCAGAGUCAAGACUUUUACGUGAAAAGUACUUGGAGAAGUACAGCUGGGAGGAGCCUUGUGAGAGUCUUGUGAUAAAGAUGAAGAACCUUGUCUUUGGUAAAGCUCCACACAGUUCUCUAGACUGUGAAGAAACAGAGAGGAAUAAACAAGGAGAGUCUAUACCAGGUGCAGCUGCAUAUGUUUCAAGAAAACAAGCUCAGAGAAAUACAAAAGAAGUUUGGACAGCAACAGGUACAGCUGUUGAAGAAAAAGCCCCAAACACCUCUUUAAAGAGAAGAAGAACUGAUGGGAAUGAACAAACAAAGUCUGUUCAAGAGGGACAAAAGAAAGAGGAAAACAGUAAAGAAAAAGAAGGGACACCAAAAGGAAAGGCUGAGGAAAAAACUAAAGAAAGUGGUGACCAGGUAGUAAGACGGACAAGCAACAAAAAUGGAUGGUUUAACAAGAUCAUCAUGAUGACAAUACUGGGCAUAAUUAUUCUUUUGUUUUUGUUUGCGGAAAAUGGGGGUCGGGAAGCAGGAAGUGGUGACCAGGUAGUAAAAUGGACAAACAACAAAUAUGGAUGGUUUAUCAAGAUCAUCAUGAUGACAAUACUGGGCAUAAUUAUUCUUUUGUUUUUGUUUGCGGAAAAUGGGGGCCGGGAAGCAGGCGGCACUUCGAUGAACAAGGGCAACAAAAAAGGAGACAGUGACAUCACUCCUCCUUCUGCAUCUUAUGUUGACUUCAGAGACGCAAUAGGCGGAACACCGCUAAUGGGUGCUGCUUUUAAAGGCAAAGUUCAAGUGGUGAAGAGUUUGAUUGAGAGAGGAGCGGAUCCGUCCCUGAUGGACAACAGAGGAUGGAAUUCAUUACAUUUUGCCGCAAAUGGCGGAGACGCUGAUAUCAUUGAUCUUAUCCAUGCACAGGUACCUAACAUUGAGUCAAAAACAGGCGAUGGUUGCACGCCACUAAUGAUAGCGGCUGUCAAUAGCAAAUUGCAUGCAGUGAAGUGGUUUCUUGAGAAGGGGGCAACUGUAACCCGUGAAGACAACAGCGGAGCGAAUGCGUUACAUUUUGCCGCAGAGGGCGGAGACACUGACAUCAUUGAUCUUAUCCAUACUCAGUUGCUGAACAUUGAGUCAAAAACGAGCCAGGGUCGCACGCCUUUAAUGAUGGCGGCUCGGGGAGGUAAAUUACAAGCAGUGAAAUGGUUUCUUGAGAAGGGGGCUACUGUAAACUGUGAUGACAACAACGGACGGAAUACGUUACAUUUUGCCGCAGAGGGCGGAGACACAGAUAUCAUCGAUCUUAUCCAUACUCACUUGCUGAACAUUGAGUUGAAAACGGGCGAGGGUCACACGCCAUUAAUGGUGGCUGCUGGGAGUGGCAAAUUACAAGCAGUGAACUGGUUUCUUGAGAAGGGGGCAACUGUACCCUGUGAAGACAACAGAGGAUGGAAUACAUUACAUAUUGCCACAUCGAGCGGAGACACUGAUAUCAUUGAUCUUAUCCAUACUCACUUGCCAAACGUUGAUUCCAAAACAAACGAGGGUUACACGCCACUAAUGGUAGCGGCUUUCAAUGGCAAAUUACCUGUGGUGAAAUGGUUUCUUGAGAAGGGGGCAACUGUAACCUUGAAAGACAAAGCAGGAUGGAAUAUGUUACAUUUUGCCGCACAGGGCGGAGACACUGAUAUCCUUGAUCUUAUCCAUAAUCACGUGCCGAACAUUGAGUCAAGGUCCCUCGCUGGUAUUACGCCACUAAUGGUGGCUGUCGGGAAUUGCGAAUUGCAUGCAGUGCAAUGGUUUAUUGAGAAGGGAGCAAGUGUAGCCUGUGUUGAUGGAAAUGGAUGUAAUAUAUUACAUUUUGCAGCAAAAAAUUGUGACCCCGAUAUCAUUCAUCGUAUACUAACCUACGUGCCGGACAUUGAGUCAAAAACAGCUUUUGGUGAAACACCUCUUAUCAUCGCUGUUCGUCAUGGCAAACUGCAGAGUGUAAAGUAUCUCCUUGAGAGGGGAGCCAACCCUUUGGCUAAAGAUAACAACGGUCGGGAUUCUUUAUAUCAUGCCUCAUCACAAGACGCAGAUUUCUUGAACUUGCUGCAGAGUCACGUGGCUAACAGUGAGUCAACAACCGGCAAUGAUUAACUCAGGUUGCAGUUUGCAUGGUGUUGUCAAUAGUUGAUGUUCUCCUGUGGCUUGUUCCAUACAGGAACCCGCUCUGAUAAUAGCCUUAAGUGUAUGUCUGUACAAUAUUGCCGGUGUUUUUAUUUUUAUCUAAUU
Pocillopora verrucosa is the source of this 2350-nucleotide messenger RNA. The record is from RefSeq and is a predicted model, not a curated record. NCBI's taxonomy places the organism in Eukaryota, Metazoa, Cnidaria, Anthozoa, Scleractinia, Pocilloporidae.